AUGGGUCCUCCUGCUGAUAAAAAUCUUGAAACUAAAGAGGUCGAUCUGAGAAGUAUGUCAUCUUCUUCACAUGGUCAGGCACCACAAGUCUACAAAGUGGCGGUUCCUCCAAGACAGAACCUGUUCAAGGAAUUCCAAGCCACCAUAAAAGAAACAUUCUUUGCUGAUGAUCCUCUAAGACCCUUCAAAGAUCAAACUAAAUCAAGGAAGCUUGUCCUUGGUAUUGAGGCCAUAUUCCCCAUACUUAAGUGGGGAAGAAGUUACAAUCUUAAAAAAUUUAGAGGGGAUUUAAUAUCUGGUCUCACUAUUGCGAGUCUUUGCAUCCCUCAGGAUAUUGCAUACGCCAAGCUUGCAAAUUUGGAUCCACAGUAUGGACUGUACUCAAGUUUUGUUCCACCACUGAUUUAUGCUGUCAUGGGUAGCUCUCGUGAUAUUGCUAUAGGACCAGUAGCAGUGGUUUCUCUCUUGUUGGGGACCUUACUUAGUCAUGAAAUUGAUCCUAAGGAAAAUGCGGCAGAAUAUCGGCGACUUGCUUUUACGGCCACUUUUUUUGCUGGAAUUACUCAAGCAACGCUUGGUGUUCUUAGGUUAGGAUUUUUGAUUGACUUCCUAUCCCAUGCUGCUAUCGUCGGUUUUAUGGGGGGUGCUGCCAUCACAAUUUCCCUUCAACAGCUGAAGGGUUUCCUUGGCAUUAAAACUCAACAUUUCACAAAGAAAACUGAUAUUAUCUCCGUGCUGCAUUCAGUAUUCAAUACAGCACAUCAUGGAUGGAACUGGCAAACUAUAGUUAUUGGAGCUAGCUUUUUGGGUUUUCUUCUGGUCGCCAAAUACAUAGGAAAGAAAAACAAUAGAUUAUUCUGGGUGCCAGCAAUUGCUCCGUUGAUAUCCGUUAUUUUGUCCACUUUUUUUGUAUUCAUAACCCGUGCAGAUAAGCAAGGAGUAGAAAUUGUGAGAAAAAUAGAAAAAGGAAUCAAUCCUUCAUCUGUUAAAGAUCUUUAUUUGACCGGAGAAAACCUUGCAAAAGGUUUUAAAAUUGGCAUCGUGGCAGGCAUGAUAGCAUUGACUGAAGCCACAGCAAUUGGAAGAACAUUUGCAUCUAUCAAGGACUAUCAACUGGAUGGAAACAAAGAAAUGGUUGCACUAGGAGCAAUGAAUGUUGUUGGUUCGAUGACUUCCUGUUAUGUGGCAACCGGUUCGUUCUCUCGGUCAGCUGUAAAUUUCAUGGCUGGCUGCCAAACUGCAGUCUCUAACAUUGUGAUGUCAGUAGUUGUGUUCUUAACCCUGGAAUUCAUGACUCGCCUUUUUAAGUACACUCCAAAUGCGAUUCUUUCUGCCAUCAUCAUUUCUGCUGUUAUCAACCUUAUAGACCUUGAGGCAGCAAUUUUGAUUUGGAAGAUAGAUAAAUUUGACUUUGUUGCUUGCAUGGGUGCAUUCUUUGGUGUUGUUUUUGUCUCGGUUGAGAUAGGACUUCUAAUUGCUGUCUCUAUAUCCUUUGCAAAGAUCCUACUACAAGUGACAAGGCCCCGAACUGCGAUUCUAGGGAAGAUUCCUAGAACAACUGUCUAUAGAAACAUCCAACAAUAUCCAGAAGCUAGUAAGGUUCCAGGUGUACUGAUUGUCAGAGUUGAUUCUGCAAUAUAUUUUUCCAACUCUAAUUAUGUUAAAGAAAGGACAUUAAGAUGGCUGAUGGAUGAAGAAGAAAAAGUGAAAGGAGAGUACCGCACAAAAAUCCAGUUUUUGAUUGUUGAAAUGUCACCCGUUACUGACAUCGACACAAGUGGCAUCCAAGCCUUUGAAGAGUUACACAGAAGUCUUGAAAAGAGAGGAGUUGAGCUUGUUCUGGCAAAUCCUGGUACAGCAGUGAUAGACAAGCUUUACGCAUCCAAUUUUGCAAACACAAUUGGCGAGGACAAGAUCUUCCUCACUGUUGCAGAGGCUGUUGCAUAUUGUUCUCCAAAGGUAGUUGUGGACCCUUGA
Sphenostylis stenocarpa is the source of this 1977-nucleotide messenger RNA. The record is from the annotation of a GenBank genome assembly. NCBI's taxonomy places the organism in Eukaryota, Viridiplantae, Streptophyta, Magnoliopsida, Fabales, Fabaceae.